UCCUCGCCGUCACCCAGAUUCCCCGGCCGAAGCCCUCGCAAUUUCGCCGCUAUCGGGCCAAGCCGGAGCGACGCAUUUCUAUUGAUGAGCUGGUGAAUGAGUGGAAGAAUGAUACCAGCCUCGCGACAAGCUGCAGUGCCAGCCCAACCCUGGCCUUCCUCCUCGAUGACGGCGAGGAGGAGAAGGAGCCUCUUCCCACCCCACGGAGUGGAGUCAGCUUCCCCCACUGCGAGCGUUCGACAUCCUCGGAUUCCGUCCCAUCCCUCGAUGCCGACGACCGCUCCGUCUUCUCCAACAACACCACCCCCUCCACCCCCGGCUCGCUGCGCAGUCGAAAAUCCAUGUCCACUCUCCGAAGAGUGCGCUCACGCUCCGUCGCCCCGACCGCAGAGUGCACCCUCGACCACCCGCUCGCCCCAACCCCCCACGAUGAUGUUGCUGGCAACGAAUUCGCCCUCCCCGCACCCUACAAAGUCAAGAAACUUCCACCCAAGCCGAAAGCCUCCUUCACAUCCAACCUGACCACCUCCCUCCAAGCCCUGAAAGCCGCCGCACUCAACUCCAUUUCCUCCCUCAGCAAGCCCGCAACACAACAACGCCGCCCGCCCUCCCCCUUCUCCGACGACGUCCUCUGGUCCCACCCCUUCCUCUUCCCCCGUCUAAGCCCCGAAAUCCGCCCCGCAACCCCCGAUGUCGCACCCCACAACCCCCAAACCAGCCCCCUCACGUUCGAAGAGCAAGAAGCCCCCUUCCAACUCGCCCUGCACGCCCCCUACCUCGCCCAACAGCGCAGCGCCAACGGCGCGCCCACAAUCCAAAUGACGACCUACAACAAACGCAAAGCCAUCCCGGCCAAACACCGCGGCGGCGUUGAUCCCGAAUCGGAACUCGGGAGGGCGGUGCUGGGCGCGGCGGGCGUGCGGCAGCGGGAGUUGCGCGAGAAUAGCGACUUUUUGCGCGUCGUCGUGCUGGAGAUGAAUAUGAAGCGCGAGGGCAAGUUGGAGAUGGGCAAGGCGAGGAUUUGGCUGCCGCCGAGGCGGGAUGGGAUUGCGGUGGGAGAGGCGGAGAGACGAGGAAAGAGCGUGCCAAGUCGGUGGGUGGGAGUCAGUGCUUAUUGAGUGUGAGAGGGAUGAAGAAGGCUCUGACUUUCGAGUCCUCAACUGUUUGGGCGAUGAUUGGUGCAUGCCUUGGAUAAGGCAAGAUGCUGGCCUACGAAAUGAUGAAUGACUGUGUGGCCUACUAUAUGAUGGAAAUAGCCAUCGCCUUAACAUUUUGCAUAAACGUAAAGACACUAUAUCUAAACAUAUAAUCAAUAUCCCCC
Neohortaea acidophila is the source of this 1321-nucleotide messenger RNA. RefSeq lists its product as uncharacterized. The record is from RefSeq and is a predicted model, not a curated record. Bases 342 to 1118 code for a protein of 258 amino acids. The transcript has a single exon. NCBI's taxonomy places the organism in Eukaryota, Fungi, Ascomycota, Dothideomycetes, Mycosphaerellales, Teratosphaeriaceae.